CUGAUCUGUUUUCUGGCGUGGCAGUAAUACGCUUCCCGUAAUAGGCUACAUAACAUACGAAGCAUACAUUUCAACACAUUUCUGUUUGUCUUUCCUGCAAUGUUUCUGUUUCUGCUCUUUAGCAUUUCAUCAUUUAUUUUAAGAGGAAUGUGUUUACUGUUAGGCUACCAGAUUGAAAAAAAAAAGCGGCUAAAUACUAUAAUAUAAUAAUUGAUGAGGCUAUUUGAUGAUUGAUCUUGUCAGAAAUCAUUGUUGUUGUGAAAACGACGACAGGAACAUAAGCUACAAUCAAUAAGCUAUUUGGCUGUCGCAAUCAAUCAAAGGGAAUCCAGUCGUCCUCAUUCUCUUGAGUGUCAAGAAAGGAGGCAGCCGUCAACCUUUCAGAAAAUAUGAAGUAAAGCCUGCAGAGUGGAGUGACAGACACUUUAUGAUUGAUUACAGGUUUUAAGAAGUGGCAUAGGUGCUGCACCGUUGAGUGUGUGGCGGUAUGUGUGUGUGUGUGUGUGUGUGUGUGUGUGUACAGCAGCUGCUCCCUCCCUCACUUUACUCUCCUCUCAUAUUCAGUCCUGCAGUAGCGGAUGGACUCGCAGCUCUUGCCGGCAGGAGCACAGACAUCUGAGGAGCCCGUAGUGUCAAAGAAAAGCUGUCGGAGACACAAAGAGCUCUCCCAACAACCAAUCUCUCUGUAUACGGAUUAUUUAAAGCGUGAUUUCCUGCUGUAAGCAAUCCAGGAGCAACUUUGCCAUUGUUUCUGUUUUUUUUUGUGGUGCAGACCUUCAGUCAGUCAACACCUGGCUGCAUUUUCAACAUCUUCAGGCUUUCAGCAUCAACGAGGAUCCACACACUGUCAGUAAACAGUCACUGGAAUUUGGCUGGAUUUGCUUUCUUCUGAGGAUCUGAUUGCCUCCCUGUGAUGGACUGAAGGUGUGAGGAGGAGGAGGAGGAGGAGGAGGAGGAGGAGGGAGAGGAGGGAGAGGUCUGCAUGAUGUUAGCCUUCCUUGAAGGUGAGAAAGUCUAUUAACAGCUGGUGGGGGAUUAUCAGAUUCAGUCAGCCGCUCCCUGGAGGAAUGAAUGUACAUAUGUUAUAUAAGGACUGCACUGGGACCAGUGCUGAAUGGCAUCAUGACUCCAGCUGACUCAUAGGAUGUAUGAUUUACAUUUCAAGAUGUUUUUCCACUCAGAGCAGGAGGACCUGCAGACCACAUGACAGGAACCUCAAAUUAUGUUUUUUGUUAAGGAUUUCCUGCCUUUUUGGGAUUUUCUUUGCUUUUCCUAUGAGUCUAUGAAUGGAUUUUAAUGAGGACCAAGGGAAACCAGUACAGUAAUCCGUACGGUCGGGAGAUUUUCAUACCUCUCUGCUGUGGUUUUGUUCCCGCCGGGAGAGCAGCAUGGAUCUGUCCCGGGACCAGCAAUCAGACUGGAGCUCAGUCCAGCCCAGCUUCUCUUCGCUGCUGCAGUACGACGGCUCUCAGGAAAGACUCAACCACACCUACAGCUUCCACAGCUCUAUAAUGCUGCCCUCCACCUUCAGCUCCCCCACCGCCUCCCUCCAUCAACCUCUGCCCUCUCUGCUGCCCUCCUCCCUCAUCUCCUCCCCUCUAUUCUCCACCACCUCAACCUCUCGACAAACGUCCACCUUUAUCUACCAACCCUCCUCCUCCUCCUCCUUUCCUUCGUCCUUGUCCACUUUUUUUUCCAAUGACUUGGCCAACCUGGAGAGCAUGCUGCUCUGGACUCUCCACGAGCCCAGCACCAUCGCUCUGACCAUCAUGUACUGUCUGUCUUUCAUUUUGGGAUUUGUUGGGAACUUAAUGUCCCUGCGCGUCCUCACCAACAGGCGGAGCCGGCGGCUGGCUGGCGUCAGUGCCACGCGCAGCCUCCUGGUGAACCUGGCGGUGUGUGACCUGGCUGUGGUUUGCGUGUGCAUGCCAAUCACCCUGGGAAGCCAGAUCUACACCGCCUGGGUCUACGGCGACCUCCUUUGUCGGGCAGUGCCCUUCACGCAGGCGGUUUCAGUGUCAGCCAGUGUGUUGACGCUUACCGUGAUCAGUGUGAAUCGCUACUACAGCGUUCGAUCACCGCUGCGAGCUCGCUCCAUGUUUACCCGCCGUCGAAUCUUGGCGACCGUCGCCGUGGUGUGGACCAUCUCUUCGAUUAUAUGUGCUCCUAUUGCGGUGAUGAACCGGCGAAGGACGAUCAGCUUUGGGACGUUUGCCAUCUUGGUCUGUGAGGAGAAGUGGCCUCAGCAUCGCCUUAAACAGGGAUACAAUGUGCUGCUGUUUGUGAUGCUCUACUGCCUGCCGGUGACCUUUAACCUCACCAUAGGCUUCCUAACUGGCAGGCGGCUGUGGGGAGGGAGGAAAUCCGCUUUCGCCGAUCUCGAUCCUCGCAGCGAAGCCCUGCACGCUUCGCGCCUCAAGACGCGGCAGAAGAUCGCCAAGAUGGUGGUGUGUCUGGUGCUGCUGUUCGCAGUAUCCUGGCUGCCGCUCUACUUGGUUGACCUUUGGAUCGACUGCGAGGAAACGCCGCCGUCUUGGCUCCUGCAGACACGGCCGUUCGCCCAGUGGCUGGGCCUCACGAACUCCAGCCUUAACCCCAUCUGUUACUGCUUCAUAGGGGAUCUGUACCGCUCGGCUAAAGUGAUACGGACGCGAUACUACCAGAAAGUCGCCGCUCUCUUCGGCUCCUCCUCAUUCUCCAGCUCGGCCGCGGUGGCGUCUCCUGCCUCGGUGAUUACAGACAGCAGAGGGACUGCCGCUGAGCGCCACCAUAUUGCUGCUGCUGUGGCGGCGUCUGCAUCCAUCGUUACAAUCCCCAGGCUGUUGAUCUUGGCUCGAGGCCAGGGACUGGGGCAGAAGGUCUUAGACAGUUCAGACAGCCGAGCAGGGUCCGACCACAGUAUCUCAGACUGGUGUCGGUCCAGUCCCAGCGUGUGUGACAGCUCCUUGUUCCCCUGCCAGCUCCACACGCUCCAGCACUCCAUACAAAGAGCAGACCUCCUGCCCACAAGGAGACACUCUGUGAAUGAGAACGCGGGAUCAUUAACUUUAAGGAUCGAGGCCGUGGAAAUAGACAUGCUGCCUUCGAGGAGGCAUUCGGGGGACAGAAUAUAUAGUCUGUCAGCUGAUAAGAGAGACAUCAUUACCCUGGGCAGAGAUGCUCUCUGUUACACCGGGCACCACAGAAUCAAAACAUCACAAACCUACUCUCUGGUAGGAGAGAGGGAGGAUGAGACGACCGAUAUGACCAGUCUGUGAACGCUGCAGAUUAUCUGAAGUAUGAGGAUUUUGUUUCUCGUCUGUCAGCAGGCAGCAAAAACACACACAGCUCCGGAUUCAGUUUGCAGUGGACAGUGUGGGUUAAUCCCUUGCAUAAGCCAUUGUUUGUCUUGAGGAUAAACUGACCUGAUCUACACACUCCUUCUUUCGCUGUGAAGUAUUAUAUCAGUAUCAUCGAUAGCACAGGAGAUCCAGGAUUGACGUUUGCACCGAUGAGUUGAGCUUUUUCAAAGCAGCUGGAGGGAGAAGUGAUGGAGUGAUUCCUGCAGGGGAAGAGUUCGGGGUUAUUUUGCCUCGGGCUAGAAAGUAAGAAUCUCUGAUCGAAGCAGUGUGCCAUUAAAAUGCAAGUCUUAUCAUAAGUGAUUGAGCUGCUAGUCACAGUCGUGUCUGACAUCUGCUAAAGACAAUAACCCAGCAGGACGUAUCUAUGUUCAUCUAUUUCUUUCUUAUUGCUUUGCUAAUGUAGGAACACACUGUAUCAGGUCUUUACAGGAUAAUGUCACCAUCAAUGUCUGCAGUCUGUGAAAAGAUAUGUACUGGAGCAGCAGUUGUUCAUGUGUGCAGUCAGUCAUACAGGUGAUCUGCAGGGAAUAUGAGAUAGAUAGUGUAUAUGGAGCAGAACAUCUAAAACUCACAGUACAGUGAAUGCUUUUGCACAUAAUAACUCUGUGUUAUUACACGGCUUUGUUGAAUACUCAAAUCUGAUUGGUCAAUCACGGCAUUCUACGGUCUGUUAUUUCUUUAUAGCGGACCGUUGAUAUGUCCACAGCUCUGA
Sebastes umbrosus (honeycomb rockfish) is the source of this 4053-nucleotide messenger RNA. Its product is annotated as neuropeptide Y receptor type 2-like. Gene Ontology annotation, molecular function: peptide binding; G protein-coupled receptor activity. Lineage: Eukaryota; Metazoa; Chordata; Actinopteri; Perciformes; Sebastidae. The record is from RefSeq and is a predicted model, not a curated record. Gene Ontology annotation, cellular component: membrane. The transcript is spliced from 3 exons. Gene Ontology annotation, biological process: neuropeptide signaling pathway. The coding region runs from base 1389 to 3257 and encodes 622 amino acids.